AUGUCUUUUUCGCCCGAGAUUCUCAAGAAAAAGUUGGCAUCUCUUCAAGAUACCCAGGACUCCAUUGUUUCCAUUUCUCAAUGGGUUUUGUUUCAUCACCGCCAUAGUGCCGACAGCGCCAAGUUCUGGUCGCAGUACACAUUAAGCAUUCCCACCGCAGCUUCUGCCAACUUGAAAAAUCCAUCUUCUAAGAAGUUGUCGUUGUUGUACCUCUGCAACGAUGUGGUCCAGCAAGCUAGAAGAAAGAGGAAACUUGAGUUCAUCAAUGAUUUUGCCACCGUCUUACCAGCAGUCUUGCGCAAAACAUUCUACAACGUUGAUAGUGCCACCAAGCCCAAAAUUGAACGUUUGAUCAGCGUUUGGGAACAAAGACAAAUCUUUUCGCCGCCUCAAAUAGCACAGAUGAAAGAAGCUCUUCGCACUCCUCCACCUUCUACCCAUAAUGGGAACUCUGAAAAAAAAUCAAGUAGCAAUAGUAGCAGUAAUAGCACAGACUCACUGUCGGCCAGUGUGGCGCCCGAAUUGAAUCAUCUUAACGAAUUGUUCUUACACUUAAACCAAUUAACUGACAUCAGCCAGGCUAAUCUCACCCAGUUUGGAAUUCAGUCUAAGACGUACUUGCCUCUGGACCCAUCGAUGUCAGAGAACUUACCCUCGCCCAAGAUAUAUAUUUCCAAACUCAAUAUGUUGGAGAAGUUAAGCAAGGUUUCUAUAGUAAAUAUUAAGGAAAUAAAAGAUGUGAAAUUGCAAAUCUCCAACCAGUUGGAGAACUUAUCAAAGAUCAUCUCCGAAGGAACAAAGACUGAAGACAGCAAGAUCCUGAUCAUAAACGACAAGUUGAUUCGGUUGAACGAGACUAGAGAAGAGUUGAAGGAAAUGUUAGACGAUGGAAUGAACGGCGCAAGUCACGAUGCUGGAUUGGAAGAUAAGGACGAAGAACCUUCUCCAUCGUUCGAGACCACUGCUGAAUCCAAGAGACCUACGUUUGUUGACGAUGAUGAUAAUGAUGAUUUACCGACCUACGAGAACGACGAUGAAGGUGAAGAUGAAAGUAACAGCGACAACGAAUUGCCUUCUAAGAAGAAGAGAAGACUUUCGCAGACACCUUCAGGAGGAUCGACUCCUUCUUCAUUGAAACGAGUGGCAUUUUCUGAAGACAUUGAAGUCAAGGAGUUCGAUCGCGAAGAGCAAACAGACAUCAUCAAGAUCGUAAAGAGUGACGACGAUACCAGUGACUUCGAUGUCUAUGAUAGCGAUAAUGACGAGUUGGACCAGCAGAAGGCAAUGAGUAGCGAAUUCGGCAAACACCAUAAGGAUGUCUUAGAAUUGAAGCACCAACAUGAUGCGCAAGUAACCGACGAAGAUGAAGAUGCCAAUGAAGAUGCCGACGAUGAUGCCUAUAGUCCCUCUUCUGGAAACGAGUACGAUCCAGGAUCGACUGACAACGACGAAUCAAGGUCUACGGCGCAGGUGGACAUCAUGAGUUUACUUUCAAAACUAGCAUAGCCUUUACUUUUUCUUUAAAUGGAACUAAUUGUAUUAAUAUUCAUCUAUAAUUAAUAAUCUCUAUAAUAACCUUAAUUUAAUAUAAGCCCAAAGUCGUUG
Molecule: messenger RNA, 1605 nt
Organism: Scheffersomyces stipitis CBS 6054
Lineage: Eukaryota; Fungi; Ascomycota; Pichiomycetes; Serinales; Debaryomycetaceae
Gene: RTT103
Exons: 2
Coding region: 1-1506 (501 amino acids)
Biological process (GO): mRNA 3'-end processing
Cellular component (GO): RNA polymerase II, holoenzyme
Molecular function (GO): RNA polymerase II C-terminal domain binding
Source: RefSeq, a predicted model, not a curated record